CUUUUUUUGUCAUCACGCAGGACUCUUCAGUUUACAGAAUUGAGUCUCUACAGGUGGUUGUCUGCAACCCUGCGCAGAAAGAAAUAUCCUCACAGACUGAAGGGUUUUUAAAUUCUAAUAUAUUUAUAUUUUUACAUGCGCAAACAAUUCCUCAAAUGUUUUAUCGUUGAGUUUUCUCUCGCCUAAUGACCGCUUUACACACCGACUCGUAAUUUAUUCCCGGUUGUUCGAAUCGGGUGUGUCUUCUAAUUAGUUGAUUUGGAACACUUUGUGCAUUCGGUUUCCAUUUGUCAUUCUAGAACGGGAAAACCACCCGGCCAAAAGCCGACAGGUAAGGUGACAAAGGCUGUGACUGUUUACUUUGUUUUUUAUUUUUAUUAAUUUGAACUUGAUUUAUUUUGAACUGAGAAACUUUACAAGUUCCAGACAACUAUGUAUAACAUGAUGGAACACGAGUUGAAGCCCUCUGGGCAACAGCAGUCGCACCAAACCGCCAUGUCUCCGGUCACCGGUAACUCUCACCCGGGGUCCAAAUCCCUGUGUCCUCCGGGCGGGGACCCCAUGGACAAGGUCAAAAGACCCAUGAACGCCUUCAUGGUCUGGUCUAGGGGCCAGCGCCGCAAGAUGGCCCAGGAGAACCCCAAGAUGCACAACUCUGAGAUCAGCAAGCGGCUGGGCGCCGAGUGGAAGCUACUGACUGAUGCUGAGAAGCGGCCAUUCAUUGACGAAGCAAAGCGCCUCAGGGCGGUGCACAUGAAGGAUUACCCCGAUUACAAGUACAAACCACGCCGUAAAUCCAAGCCCCUGCUCAAGAAGGACAACCAGAUGGGAAAGUACCCUCUCUCUGCCGGGAACCUGCUGGCCGCCGCGCAGGGCCAAGGUGGGAGCCCCAGGAUGGAGAGUUACGGGUGGGGCCCGGCGGGAGGUUACGCCGGGAUGCAGAGCGAGGCCCUGGGCUACACUCAGCAGCUGCACCGCUACGACCUGUCCGCGCUCCAGUACCCCCAGGCCAUGACCGCAGCACAGACGUAUAUGAACGGUGCCAACACUUACAGCCCUAUGUCUUACAGCAGCAGCCACCAGCAGCCCAACCCAGUCAUGUCCAUGGUGAAGCCAGAGCCAGUGUCGCACUCCCCGACUGGUGGACCUAACCACCACCGUGGGCCUCUCCAGGGGGACCUGAGGGAUAUGAUUAGUAUGUACAUCCCUGGGGGGGACACCAAUGACCCUGUCUCCCAGAGAGGAGGCUACAGCGUCCAGCAACACUAUCUCAGUGGGACUGUGCCUCUCACUCAUAUCUAAGGAUUGGUGGGAUAGUGACUGGGACUCAAUGUGAGUGUGCUGGCUUGGAGAGGCACAAGGAAGUGGAUGGUUAUGUCACACACGCAGUUAUGUCACACACGCUGGGCACAACAUUGUCAGACCCACUCAUUAUGGUCCCGUGUUGCGUUUAUAAAAAACAGUGACUUUAUAUAAAAGAAAUGUUAUUUUUCUACCUCUGCAUUUUGACUACAAUAAUGAGCCCACCCUCGUCCAUCCUGUCCUCUGUCCCAAGACUAGGUUGUUUCGUUCAGUCGCCCAUCCACUUCUUGGACGGAGACCCUUCUCAAUUAACUUCUCAUUAUGACGGACUGCUGUACUGUACAUAGACUUUAUGAUGAUUAAAUGUUUGUUUGUGUACAUAUAUAUUUUUUCCCCUAUUUGACAAACUGAGCUUGACAUCACAAGCUUCCAUUCAAAAAUGCCCAGGCCCCUAUGUAUGUCACAAAGCAUGUGACUGUAGUAUGUUCACAAUUGUUCCAUUGUGUUCUGCCUCCUGUCUUGUCCUACUGGCACAGUAGUGUCGGCCCCUCGGGUUGAUCGGUAAUCAUCAUGAACUAAACCAACCGGGAGAGAGACACGGGCAGUGUCCCAAAUGGCACCCUAUUCCCCAUAUAGUGGUCUACUUUUGACCUGGGCCCUGCAUGGUCAAAAGUAGUGCACUAUAAAGGGAAUAGGGUGCCAUUUGGGAUGCAGCCCAGAGGGGGCCCCACCACGGGAACGCAACACACUGGGAACCGGGUCAGUCAAUCACUAUCCUAAGGCCAGUGACAUACAAAUCACAUGACCCACCACAAGGAUUCUGAGGAUUGUGAUUCCUGAACUGGUUUUGUUUGUGUGGCCCAAUGGGGCCUCUCUCGGAACGGAACAUCUCAAAUCAACUAACCACUUGCUAGUGCAGUGAAAUGGGGAGACCAAGGGAGAAAUGCACAGAGUAUAACUUGAAUGAAGUGUCUUAUUUUUUUUUUUAUAUACAAGUAUGGCCACUUGGUGCCUUCUACUGCUUUGUGAGUAAGCGUGCUUGUUUAAAGCCAAUUAAAUUUCAUAGGAUGACAUGGUAUAGUCUGUUGGACAAUCUUAUGAGUUCAUUGGAUCCAAUGGAAACAAGUAUGUGAGAUGAACUGGUGUGUUUAGUAGUACUGUAUGUCCAAACCCCAUACCAAUACAUUUUGGUUUGUGUUCAACUUUUUUUUCUUUUUUAAGUCGAAGGAAAAAUCCACUCAUUCUUUAGCUUUUUUUUUUUUUUCAUUAGUCCAAUGUUGAAACAGUCCCUAAAUGUUUUGCAUGUCAGCAGUCAAGUUUAAGAUAUAUGGUUUUCAAGAAGUGUCACUUGCCACGUGUUUUGUAUCAUGUGGCAAGUGACACUUUGCCUCUAGAAAAUCAUAUCUUAAACUUGACUGCCGACAUGCAAAACAUUUGGUGACUAUCAACAAUAAACAAAAUGCAAAUAGUUUGCGCUGUCCUUUAACAUAACCCCUUGCUGCUGCAAUGAGUUUUACAUUUGACAAUGUAAUUGUUUGCAUUAGUCAUCCAUUUUUUAAAACUUGUUUUGUGAAUGCUAUUAGGAGUUGUCCCAAGUUCUUAAUGUUUAUUGUUCAGAUACCCCUGUUGUGUUCUGCAGGUUUUAAUUGUGUUCAUAGAAUAUAAUUAACUGAUUGACAUUUUAUACAAAUGCUGCAUUCUAUUGAAUUUUAUUUUUACAAAAUACAUUUUGAAUGAUUUUUCUCUAGCUCGGCAACUGUUUGUAUGGAUUUCUACUCAUCCAACCAAGCACCGUUAGUACAUUCUGCCUGGGCAACUAAUGGUAGAGAUUUAAAAUCUAUUAAUUUUACAAUAAAUGUCUCCAUGUUCUCCAGCUUCUCAGUUUCAUAUUUGAGUUGCCUGCUGCUUAAGGUCUUCAGAUAACACAUUCUACUUUUUAUAAUUCUACAAAAUGACUGACAAAAGGAGUUGGCAUCCAGUUUUGUCUUACGUUUCCUGUUGUAACAAGACUUGAGGGUUAAAUUUCAUUUGUCUUUCAUCUCACAACACCCUCUAACUAAUUUAUGAAUAGUAAAACAGUGCUGCUAAAAGUUAGAGAAUCCAUUUUAUAAUUUUUUGCAGUCUGAAACUGGAAGUGGUACAUUUUUAGGCUGUGGGAGUGGUUGAACCACAUCAAAUUAUAACCAUUCUGGAACUGUCAUGUUCCAACAGUCCAUUUUUAGUAUUGUACAACCCACUAAAGAACUUGCAUAAAAAAAGGGAAUGAAUCAAAUUAUUUUUGGUUGGGUUUAAAUACUAUAAUUUAUAUGAAAGGAAUAAUGAAACAUGAAUGUUUAUUGCAAUCCAAGUGUGUAAAACUUAACUUUUUUUUGAAUUUAUUUAGUUGUCUAAUCCUUGUUGUUUGAGUCUUGCAACUUUUGAUGUGCAUUGUGUAUAAAUAAGCAAUUUGAGGCACCUAUACUAAGGGUAUUUUUGUUAACUCAUUUUCAUAUGUGACAUGGAUGACAAGUAUUAAAACGUUUUUAAAUCC
Salvelinus sp. IW2-2015 is the source of this 3832-nucleotide messenger RNA. RefSeq names its product transcription factor Sox-19b-like. The record is from RefSeq and is a predicted model, not a curated record. Gene Ontology annotation, molecular function: DNA-binding transcription factor activity, RNA polymerase II-specific; RNA polymerase II cis-regulatory region sequence-specific DNA binding. The transcript is spliced from 2 exons. Gene Ontology annotation, biological process: anatomical structure morphogenesis; cell differentiation; regulation of DNA-templated transcription. Lineage: Eukaryota; Metazoa; Chordata; Actinopteri; Salmoniformes; Salmonidae. Bases 433 to 1302 code for a protein of 289 amino acids.